Molecule: messenger RNA, 1530 nt
Organism: Elephantulus edwardii (Cape elephant shrew)
Lineage: Eukaryota; Metazoa; Chordata; Mammalia; Macroscelidea; Macroscelididae
Product: galactoside 2-alpha-L-fucosyltransferase 2-like
Exons: 4
Coding region: 1-1530 (509 amino acids)
Biological process (GO): carbohydrate metabolic process
Cellular component (GO): membrane
Molecular function (GO): galactoside 2-alpha-L-fucosyltransferase activity
Source: RefSeq, a predicted model, not a curated record
AUGGUGGGGGCCACCCCCCAGUCCCUGGGCUGGGUCUCUGACUGUGUCAUUCAGCCCCCACUCCCAUCCUCGGCCUCAGGGUGCUGGGCCUUCUCCACCACCAUUCCCCCGUCCCCAGAGCAGAUGGGGGAACAGAUGUCGAAAGAAAUGGAGAAGCGGCCUGCCAGUCUUGCAGUCCUUCUGGGACCCACCGAGGAGCCGGGGUGUUCAUCUGCAGCCCCCGCCUCCUUCCCCCUCCUGCUGGCCCCUCAUUCAGGUCCCGGGACGUGGGUCUUGUUGGAUCCACCUGGGCCCCAGGCUGCCUUUCCCUGGCUCUUUGCCUCCUUCUCCAUUCUUGGGGACUCUAGGCCCCUGACUGGCCAAACCUGUGCCCCGGAAGAGUCUCCUGGGUCCUCCGAUCGCGGCCUCAGCUCCCUCCGGGCGGGCUGGGGAUCCCGGCCACCCCCAGCUCUGUGCCAUCACAACCAUAUGGAGGCCCCAGCUGGACAGCCCCCAGCAGGAUGGUCCCGGAGGUUCACCGCAGGCAUCACGGGACUCAGGGCCGUGUGCCCUGACCUCUCCAAGGUCUACGUGCUCCUGGUCAUCUUCACGAUGGCCACCAUCUUCCACUGCUACCAGCGCAUGGCCCCGGUGUCCGGUCCCUGGGCCUACCCGAUGCACGUGGUCCUGCUCCCGGAGCACCUGCCCCAAGAGGGCGCGUGGACCAUCAACUCCAUCGGCCGCCUGGGCAACCAGAUGGGUCAGUACGCCACCCUGUACGCCCUGGCCAAGAUGAACGGGCGUCCAGCCUUCAUCCCCGCACAGAUGCACCGGACGCUGGCCCCGGUCUUCAGGAUCACGCUGCCCGUCCUGCCCAGCGCCGUGGCCAGCAGGAUCCCCUGGGUGGAUUACCGGCUGAAGGACUGGAUGGAGGACAAGUACCGCAACAUCCCGGGGAGGUACGUGCACCUCACGGGCUACCCCUGCUCCUGGACCUUCUACCACCACCUGCGCGCCGAGAUCCUCAGCGAGUUCACCCUGCAUGGCCACCUGCGCCAGGGCGCGCAGCGCCUGCUCGGGGAGCUGCAGGCCCAGCGCGCGCGCACGGUGACCUUCGUGGGGGUGCACGUGCGCAGGGGUGACUACCUGCGCGUCAUGCCGCAGGUGUGGAGGGGCGUGCUGGCCGACCCCGGCUACCUGCAGCGAGCCCUCGACUGGUUCCGGGCGCGCCACCGCGACUGCGUCUUCGUGGUCACCAGCGACGACAUGGCCUGGUGUCGGCGGCACAUCAACGCCUCGCUCGGGGACGUCGUGUUUGCCGGCAAAGGCCUGCAAGGCUCGCCCGCCAGGGACUUCGCGCUGCUGACCCAGUGCAACCACACCAUCAUGACCAUCGGCACCUUCGGCUUCUGGGCCGCCUACCUGGCCGGCGGGGACACCGUCUACCUGGACAACUUCACGCUGCCGGACUCCCCCUUCCGCCUGGUCUUCAGGCCCAAAGCCAGCUUCCUCCCGGAGUGGGUGGGCAUGGCCGCGAACCUGGGGCCAUGA